GGUGCGGAUAGUACAUCAUAUCACUUGCCACACUGUUCAUGGGUCAAUGGGAGGACUGAAAGUUUUCGUAUUCUACUUUUUUGUCGAACUAUCAUAUCAAAGCAGAAGAGACAUAAGAUGUUUCCAAGAUUGGUCGAGUGCAGUAAUGGUAGAACUCAGACCAACAUGGUUGACGGUGCCGGCGACUCAUGUCUGGUCCUCACUUCCGAUUCAAGGCCGCGCCUCCGCUGGACCACCGACCUCCACGACCGUUUUGUAGACGCCAUUACUCAGCUCGGCGGCCCUAGCAAAGCUACUCCAAAGGCCAUCCUGCGCACGAUGAGUGUAAAUGGACUUACUCUCUUCCAUUUGAAGAGUCACCUCCAGAAAUACAGGCUAGGGCUUUCAACUGCAUACCCUUUAGAAAGUCCUGCUCCUCCAAACCUUCUCGCUCCAGACAGAAAUGAGGGUUACGGAGUAAAGGAAGCUUUGAGAGUUCAGAUGGAAGUUCAAAGUAAAUUGCACCUACAAGUUGAAGUAGAAAAGCGCUUGCAAAUUCGCGAGGAUGCACAACGAAGGUAUCUUACCAGCCUGCUUAAGGCUGCCUGCAAACUUUUUGCAAAUCAGAUUAUAGGAGACUCUGUCACAGACAAUGAGGGAGAAGAUUUUCAAGAACGGGGUACAGAGACAGCACAUAAUCAAUCUGUGUAUCCUUCUUAUCCCACCAACGGUCAUUCUAGCCAGGGAAGUGAAGAAGCAUCCCCGACAGUUAAUCCGCAAUGGAAUGAUGGUUCCACUGAAAGCUGCCUGACAUCACAUGAGUGCCCUUCUUCGUUGUCUCUGGAAUCCUCAUCUCCUGGAGGUGUGAUACAUAGUUAUGACAUGGAUUUGGCUGCAGGUACAUUGUAUGGCAGGAAGCAUAUAUGAGAACUCCCAAUGUGCUUUUUAAAUGAUUAUUGUACAAGGAGAGAUCAAAUUUUAUUUCUUUUAUUUUCCAUCAUUUUAGUGAUUAGAAGUCUAAGUUGAUGUAUUUAAUUAAGCUCAUAUCAACUGCUGAUGAUAAUAAACUGUGCCUACUUAGAUCCCAUGCAUAUUACAUAUUUACAUAUUAACAUGUGAC
Messenger RNA from Cuscuta europaea, 1099 nucleotides. Lineage: Eukaryota; Viridiplantae; Streptophyta; Magnoliopsida; Solanales; Convolvulaceae. The record is from the annotation of a GenBank genome assembly.